Messenger RNA from Paramecium sonneborni, 784 nucleotides. The record is from the annotation of a GenBank genome assembly. NCBI's taxonomy places the organism in Eukaryota, Ciliophora, Oligohymenophorea, Peniculida, Parameciidae.
CAUUUAUGAAAAAUACUUCAGCCAGCAAACAAGCUAACAAAACUAAUGUACUUAGAAAAUCUACUGAAAACUUACCUCCUUUUGCGCCUUCUACUGAAAAAGAUAAGGAAACAUCUAAGUUAGCUCAUCUUGAAAGUAAAUACCAAUAAUUAAAGUAGUUAAUCUUAACAGAGUUUGUUUACAAUAAGAUGCUUUGAUGCCAUUAUUACAAAUGAUAGAAUACAUUCCAGCUAUUCAAAGAACAGAUAGUGUUGUUAAAGGAUUAAUGAGGAAGAUUGAAGAAAAUGAAUAAAAAAUAUUAAAAUCAGAGAAACUACUUGAAUCCAAAAUUAAAAACCCAGAUGGAAAUCAAGAUAAAGAUACCAAAAAAUAAUAAAAGCAACUUUAAGAACUUUAAGGUAAAGUCAAAGAUAUGGAAUAAUAAAUGAAUAAUCUCUAAAGGUAUUAUUUUACUUUAUAUAUUUUUAGAUGGUAUGAAGCUAAAUUAAAAGAAGAGAAUCAAGCAUUACAAAGAAAUCUUGAACAUAAAAUUGAAAAAUCUAAAAACGAUACUUAAAAAUCUGUUGGAUCUGAAAAAAGAGUCAACACUGAACAAUCUAAAACUCAUAGUAAAUAAGUAUCAUAAGUUCAACCACAAUAAACACAAGAAUCUUAAUAAUAAUAUUAAUAUAAUGUUUUAUAAGCUGUUGAAUAAAUGGUAACAGCAUCAUUGAAUCAAGUUAGAAAUUAAAUCUAAUCAGAAAUAAAUGAAUUACGAGAACAAGUUAUAGCUUCAAAAUAAUGA